AUGCAUGCCAUCACCAGGCAGCUUGCGGGCUUCUCCGUUCUGCUUGGUCCUCCACUCACGGUGGACUAUGAUCUAGUCAUUGAUUGGAUAGCUCUAGUGCUGCCGCAGACCCCAGGCGUGGAUAGGCUCUAUCAGAUAAGCUACGUCUGUCGUAUCCAGAGCCAGGAGACUGUCUUCGCUAAACAGCAGGAGACGGAAGAAGAGAAGGAACGGGUGCAUCAGAUAGUUCUGAAGUUGAACGUUGGGGGUGCCAGCACGGGACCCUUUAAAGUUGUGCGUCGACAGGGCCUGCGUCAGGGAAUGAAUCAUGCAGAACUACUGGCCGACAAGUACAGUCAACUGGAUGUCUUCUACGGCCUAUUCCUCCAACGCCCUCUCUACGGACAGCUCAGAGUGAACCUCUUUCACACUGAAGGAGUCUGUGGACCCACUUUUACACUCUUUGACUACCCCUUCAGCGUCGUCUUCCCUGUGGAAGCCUUGCAAAGUUUGGAGGGCUGGCACCAACCUGGUGCACCACCAGCUGUGCGAAUAUAUGCCAGCUUCUUCAAAAUUCCAGGUUGCAAUCUGAGACAAAACGGGCGAUCUAGCGCUAUGUUAGCCGCCCUGAGCACAAUGAAUGGCACAGCGGCCCUGGAUAACGAGUUUGCUAUCUUCAUUGGUCCACCCAUGACAGGCGACUGUGGCCUUGUGUCUGAUUGGAUAUCCCUGGGUGACCAGGGUGAUUCGCAAGACUUUGACCUCUAUGAAAUCAGCUAUUUAUGUCGUUGGAACAAUGGAUUUUUCGCCAAUGAGUUGUCAGUCUUAUUGGCCAAAGGUGAAUAUAAGAAUUUUGAAGUCAUCGAUGUGUAUCGGUUGUGGCCGGGGAGAACAAAUUUCUCAGUCUUCAGACUGGAAAAUGAAAUUUAUGACGGUUCUAACGCACCUCUCUAG
Messenger RNA from Dibothriocephalus latus, 933 nucleotides. Lineage: Eukaryota; Metazoa; Platyhelminthes; Cestoda; Diphyllobothriidea; Diphyllobothriidae. The record is from the annotation of a GenBank genome assembly.